AUGGCCGAGAUUGUUGGUGCGAUUGCAAGCGUGCUCGCUCUUUGCGAGGUCGCUUCAGGAACGCUGAAGCGUGUAGCCGAGCUUCGUCGGGCACCAACAGAGAUCAAUGCCCUACUGGAUGAGGUCAACAGAAUCGGCCAAGCCAUUCGAGCCAUUGAAUCAUACACUGAAGUCUCUAUACAGCCCUUGCAACGAUGUGAAAGCCUUAUUACGGACUUGAAUCAUAUCAUCACGACGAGCAUAAUCCGACAGGGCAAUGACACCACUCGAAUUCGCCGUAGAAACUGGCUCAAGAACAAAAGACAAGUGGUUCAGCUCUAUGAAAAGCUCGAGAAAGAGCGGAAGAUCCUCUGGGAAGCACGCUGUGCGGAAUUACUGUCAGUCCCAUACAUCUAUUCUCUUCUUGAUGAGAUCUUAACUUGGCAUUCCAGGUCAUCAACUCGCCGUGUUGAGCUGACAACGGACACUAUCAAGAAUCAGUCUAUACGCCAUGACUCAAGGGUUCUCAGCAUUGACAAAAGGCUGGGGAACAUGGAGGUUGCUCUAAUCUCGCAACAAUCAGCUAAGCCCUACAACGCAGCUUCCUCAUUGCCUUCCAGCAUUUUCGGAAGGCAUGAUAGGUUUGAUGUCCAGAGCUUUUCUGAGAAGGCCACGUCUGGACGCCCAGCCGAUUGGUGGGAUAAUAUUGUUUCUAAAGAAGAAGAACCUACACAGAAACCAUUGUUUGAUGCUUUUCAUUUUGCAGAUGUCUGUCCAGAACUGUACACCGUUCGAACCGGUGUGCCCAACCUAGUUCAAUCCUACGGCGGAGAGAUUUCCGUCUCAGAAUACAUGCGAGUCUACCAAUUUGCAUUCUCUUACCGCCAACAACCUCGCAAAUGGAUUCGAUUCACCUUACGCGUCACUAUAAGCGUCGAGUCCAAACACUGGAAUCUACAACCGUCCACUGCCAUAGGUCUGAUCAACUUACCUUGCCGCGAGCUACCACAUAGCUUAAUGGUGAGAUUUGAAAAGAUGCUGAUGAGUCUGCGAGGCCUAGAUCAAAACUCCUGUCUCACUCUCUUCAUGGGUAGGAACGGAGAGGAUGUCGAGGGUCAGGAGGAUGAUUCAAUCUUCUCCAUGAAGCUCAGCAAACCGACAUUCGAGAUGAAAGAAUACUUGCAGAAAAUCACGCGCACGAUCUAUCACUGGGGGUGCCCGCGGUACUCUGACCAGCAGUUUGAUCAGCGAGCACGAUUUGGACAUAGUCCGACCAACUCAUUUAUUGUAUGCCUGGGUGCACGAUGGGUAGUGGCCACGCGGUUUGGGCCAGACCAGUCUUCGAUUGAUCGAGACCUAUACGCCAUGCGGAGCUUGCACCAUCUGAAUGGUGCUCCCGGGAUUACACCGUUCCUUUGA
Molecule: messenger RNA, 1398 nt
Organism: Exophiala mesophila
Lineage: Eukaryota; Fungi; Ascomycota; Eurotiomycetes; Chaetothyriales; Herpotrichiellaceae
Exons: 2
Coding region: 1-1398 (465 amino acids)
Source: RefSeq, a predicted model, not a curated record